AUGUUGGGCGAUGCUGAGUUGGGCACGCUGGCGGCUGGCAUUACUUCCCUUUCAGCAGAAAGCACUCAUUACAAUGACCAGCUACAGGAUUUGCUAGAGAGAUUCAGAAAUGUACUAAGGGACUACUCUGCUAUAAGAGACAAGUUUGAAGAAGCAAAGAAGACACGGCAAUUGGAGAAACAGGUUGACAGAAACUCGUUCGUCGAAGGAGGAAUUGAUGCGGCACACGAGCUACGUGAUAGAAUUCGUGAUCUGAUGCUCUCCACUAAGCAAACACAACUCCAAGAGUGUCAAAUUAUGGUUCGUGCGUACGCAAAUGUCCUUGGACUUUCAAGUACUUUGGCCCGAGCUGGGAUUGUGCACGAUGAAGCCCAGGCACUCCAAGAAUUCACCACAGCCUUUACACGAGGGCAGGGCCUUUUCGACUUUGCGGAUGCAGGGACCAAGAAGGAGAGCAGUGACUUCAAAAAAGGGGGCAGGAACGAUCUUAUUAGUCUCCUCAAAGCUGGUUCAUUUCAUCGAGACUUCGAAACUUUAGACCUUUCGAUUGAGGAGCUGCCUUCUGUAUUCACGUCAACUCCCCUAGAUGCUAAAGACAACAAGAUGAGGUUGGAAAAAGGCAACCCGUUUCGUCUUCCAGCAAUUUCGCCUCAGCCGCUGGCUGAGGAGUCACAGAAACGCUUGGAUGGUCUUUGGGAAAAUCGAUUCCACAAUCAGCUUGCCAGAGGCUCGUCUUCUUUCGAUAUGCAAGACGCUUGCAAGAUCUACAUUCCCAAUUCGGUGGCCACUAGCCAUCUGGAUAAUUUGUUCUCGGUUAACCUACUCGGGGAACUUCGACAACAGAAGAUUUUAUACCACUGA
This is a messenger RNA of Penicillium subrubescens, 861 nucleotides long. RefSeq lists its product as uncharacterized. The record is from RefSeq and is a predicted model, not a curated record. The coding region runs from base 1 to 861 and encodes 286 amino acids. The transcript is spliced from 5 exons. NCBI's taxonomy places the organism in Eukaryota, Fungi, Ascomycota, Eurotiomycetes, Eurotiales, Aspergillaceae.